GACGGUAAUACAGGCUGCGGGGUUUUUUAACUUUCGGUACCAGUAUUGCUGCAUCAUAAAAGCCCGUAUAAAAGCCCGUGUCUGAUAACAAACAAACCACACAACGCAUUCGCCAUGGUGUAUCUACUGAUUUUAAUUUUAAGCCUCAUAAACAGAGCUUAUCUUUCGGAUAUUGUAGCACAAGGGAACACAUCUGUGGAGUUCGGUCAGGAUGCCUCGUUCUCUUGUACGCGGUCAGACGCGUCCGGCGUCAAACAGAUCACCUGGCAGCGGGUGAGCGGCACGGAGCCGGUACAAACUCUGGCUACAUACAGCGAUCUCUACAAGGAUCACGUGCACGAACAGUAUGUCGGGAAAGUCACUUUCACGGCGGCGUCAGUUAAUUCAACGUCCAUCAAGAUCAAACACGCAACGUUUGAAGACGAGGCUUGCUACAUUUGUUCCUUUAAGGUGUAUCCAAUCCAACCUCAACGACAGACGCUGUGUCUCACUGUUAAAGGCGUAUCAGAAAUAACAGCGUCGGUGAAUCCUGCGCCCAGUUCUGCUCCAGAUGUUGUAGUCUCGUGUUCAGCGACUGGUAAACCAGCCCCAACUAUCCUCUGGAAAUCUGCAGGGAGAGAGUUGAACGAUUUUCGGGAAACUAAUUUCACAACGCUCAACAAAGACAGUUCAACCACAGUUACGAGCAACCUCACUCUACCACUGUCACAGUUUCAUGGGAAGUACGUGGAAUGUGUGGCUCGGAGUGACGACACAGAGAAGAGCGACCAAAUCUAUGUGUCUGAUAAAGAUUAUGUGAACCUUACACCAAGAAGUUACAUCAUUACAGUUUCAGUCCUCAUUGUCAUGACUGUUGUGGUUGUCAUUUUUGCCAUCUGUCUUCACACUGCACUAAAGAGAGGUAUUUUUGGGAUAAAAUCUGCUUAUGAGGAACCCCUUAAUGCCCCAAUCGAGGAAUGUUAACUCUGCUGCUCCUGUACCUCAUAGCAUGGAUAUUUUGCUCACAAUCUUUGUCAACUUUUAAGUACAAAAAUGUGUAUUCCAUAAAGGAAUCGUGAAUUUCAUGUCUAGUAUUUAAAAAAUUAUUUAUUUAUGAUUAUUGUGCAGCAUUCCAUUACAUUAGUGCAGCUGCAUGAUUAUUGUACCAUACAGAUGAUAUUUAUUCUGUAACUUUAGAUUUUCUUAGGCUCAUGUAUUUGCACUUUAUUUGAAUGCACUGAAUAGUUUUUAAUUGUCUGCUUGUGGAGUUGAAUCUGCGACAGUUAUUUAUACAUUCCUAAAUACCGGCUCUGUGCUAGUCUUGACAUUUUUCAACAAUCCUUGAUGUCACGCUUCAUAGUGUUAACAGUCCUGUGUUGAGCGAUGACAGUGAUUUGUGGAAGUGAAAAGCAUUAUUACCCAAUACAAGGUAAAUCUAGUUUUCAGCAAUGUACAACAAAGUGAAAGUUAUUCAAUUAAUGUACACAGAAGCUCUUUUGUGGUUUCCUGCAUGAAACUCUAAACGCUGCAGAGAUAUUUUUAGUAUUUCUACUAUUGUUUGCAGUUGACUGCAACUAGCACGGUGGCUGUACUGUGAACAUAUUUGUAUUGUUGAAAAUAUUUCUGUGUGUGUUACAGAGUGUGAUUAACCAAUAAUAUAACACUCCAUUGAAAUAAAAAAAAAAAACAUAUAUAUAUGAA
Molecule: messenger RNA, 1680 nt
Organism: Puntigrus tetrazona (Sumatra barb)
Lineage: Eukaryota; Metazoa; Chordata; Actinopteri; Cypriniformes; Cyprinidae
Product: OX-2 membrane glycoprotein-like
Exons: 5
Coding region: 115-963 (282 amino acids)
Molecular function (GO): cell-cell adhesion mediator activity
Source: RefSeq, a predicted model, not a curated record